AUGUCGCGUUUCAGACCUUCCACCGCGAAGUCUGCUGCCGCCCAAGUCAAGGGUCGCGUCGCAGCCCAUGAUCUCGUGUCCACCCUCGACGCGGCUCUGCUACAGUCCCACAAUGCCGUCGAAUUGGCACUUUCCAAGCUGUCAAAAGUGAUACGAGAUCCCUCUAUGGAUACGUACGCCGUCAUGGAGCACAUUCAAGACAAAGGCUCCCGAGGGUUGUUUGAUUUUAUCUUGUCAGCGUCAUCGGAUGACGUGUACAACCAAAUGGUUCGGAUCAUCCUCAAACAACCGGUGGAGGAUCUCAGCCACAUGACCUCUAUGCCUUGCGAGUUGCUCCGCCGACUGUCCAGUGUGUCUUGGUCGGAGGGCCAAAACUGUGACAGUGAAGUGGAAAAUGAUCGCGAGAACGCUCGUUGCGCCAUCGCGGCCAUGGAGGCGAUAUCGUUCCUCCUUUCGAGCGGAACUCUGGCCGGAGAAGAUGCUCUCGCACAGUCGCACCGGGGGAACCGGCGAGCGCGACCCCCCGUCCAUAGUGGGCGCGGCGAUGCAGCGGCUACCCAGGCAAUAAUUGAUUACGGUGAAGACGUCCCGGUGUCCGUAACUCAGGCGGACGCCCUCUUGAAAAAUGUGAUCUCGGGGCAGAUGAGGCUCCUCGAGCGCAUCCUCCCCACAUUGCGCUCCGAGGGCGCGAAGACGAUGCUUUGGGAUGCGUAUCUCCCUCACCUCCCGUACGCCGUCCCGCAAGGCGACACCUGGGCAACGGCGUCCACGGAUGCCACCCACGUUGGAAAGGAAUCGCAACAGUGGGAAGUCGCUCUCUCAAAGGGGGCAGACAAGGACAUCCGUCGGGCCGAGCACGCGGGGUCAAAGCGUCUCAAGAUCAUGGUAAACAAAAUUGAGGAGCUGCGCAAAGGCCACUUCACACCGGACAAUCACAAGAUGCUCACCAAUAGUGCAGCCAACAUACCGAUCUUUGAGGCCAAGAUGGACCGUGACUCUAGACUAGUGUAUUAUAUUGGACUUGCGAAUUCGGUAAAAGAUCAGGUACUCAUCAAUGUAUAUGGCAUAUAUACUCAUGCGCAAGUGGACCGAAUCGACUGGAACGCUAUCAGUAAACAACUUUUCAGCUACUACGGCGACGAAAAGAGAAAACUGUCAAUGCAACGCGAUCGACAUAUCGAGGGCCGUGGCGACCAUGUCGUCUAUCCCAAGACAUUCUCGAAAGCAGAAGAGUCGGACAUCAACACGCCGUCGUCCCCCGCUGUCAAAUCUCAUGUCUCGUCCGAGGAAUCUGAACAGUGUACUGAUGACCCAUGCUUAAGUCACGCGAAGUUUGUCACCUACUCUCGGGUGCGUCGCAUGGUCUUGACGCUGAGCUCCAAUGUCUCAUCCACUUUCAGGGAAGAACAGCAACAAAUUAUGACACACGAUUCUUCAUGCUAUGUAAUCGCAGGUCGCAGUGGUACAGGGAAAACGACCGUCAUAGUCUUCAAGAUGCUCGCCAUGGACAAGGCUUGGCAAGACAACGCUUUCGGUCGGAGGCCCCGUCAGCUGUUCAUUUCUCAGAGCAAAAACCUUGUGGACGCCGUUAAAGGAUAUUACGACAAGCUCAGGUUGUCGAUCGAGGUUGGCCGAAUGUCAAAGACUGCCCUCAAGGAGAUGGCUUCAAAUCGCGAGGCCGUCGACCAGGUUGAGAGGUUGAAUGACCUCGACGAGGCUGUGGAAAGGGACAAAAAUCAGCCACGGCGAUACGGCGAGCUCCAGGAGUCUAGCUUCCCCCUGUUCAUGAGCUUCGGGAGGCUCUGCGUCUUGCUCGAAAACGAAUUCCGUUAUGUUGUCAGAACGGGCCGAGUCGAGAAGACUCAGAUCGACAAGUCCAAAAUAGCCUCUCUGCGCCAAGUCCUGGGCAUCCGUCCUGGCGACGAGACAUCUCGGUUCUCCCUGCUGCUCACAGACAGACGUCCUCGGCUGCUAGAUUUUGAGACCUUUUUGGACUUGGUCUGGAACCAUUCUCUCGAGGCAUCGCGGCACAUCCUGAGUCCAGAGUUGGCGUUCACCGAGAUCAUGGCGGUGAUCAAAGGGUCGGAGGACGCCAUCCGAAGCGAGCAAGGUUUUCUCAGCCGGGAGGCAUACUUCCACCGCCGUCGUGAGCAUUCCCAGUCGGGGAUGUCCGAGAAGCAGAUGGAAGCGGUAUAUGCCCUCUUUGAACAGUACCGCAGGAAGCGGGGGCUCUUGGUUGGGGACUGGUACUAUGAUGUUGCGGACAGAGCCAGAACGUUGAUCAGAUGUUUCGAUUUAGUUGGUAUACCUGGACGCCCGCUCAUCAACAUCUUCGUCGACGAGUGUCAGGACAAUCUGUUGGCAGACUCGCAACUCCUGCGCGUUCUUUGUCCCAACCCUCACGGACGCUUCUGGGCCGGAGACACAGCUCAGACAAUCUCAGCGCACAGCGCAUUUAAGUUCAGCGAGCUCCAACGAUUGAACUAUCAGCGCGAUCUCAACUCGUAUGGUCCGAAAAACGCUCAACACGCUCCGAUGUUUCACUUGGUGGUGAAUCACCGUUCCCACGAUGGCAUCAUCCAGUGUGCACAAGAGGUAGUCCACCUGUUGAUCAAGUACUGGAGGAGCACGAUCGACGAACUCGAAGAUGAGAGGGGUUCGUGCCCUGGGCCCAAACCUCUUCUCAUCUCAGCAGAAGAAGACUCUGCCAUAUUUCGCCUGAUCUUCAAAGAUCCAGAGGGAAGCACAACUGUCGAUUUCGGGGCAAGACAAUGUAUCAUAGUGCGUAAUGACGCAGCGCGACAGCGCCUCCGUAAGCUGGUUGGGGAUGUAGCGUAUAUCCUCACCAUUUACGAAAGCAAGGGCCUUGAGUUUGACGAUGUUCUGCUGUACGACUUCUUCCGGGAAUCUACUGUCGACGACUCGUCCUGGAGCUGGAUCCUUCCAGAAAACGGUGUCUCCCCCGACCCUGAGGCGUUGGCAGCGGUCGACCACGGACUAUGCCGAGAGCUGAAACACCUGUAUGUCGCACUGACUCGAGCUCGGACGACUCUGUGGAUUGUGGACACCUCGUCGCGCGCCGAGUCUUUCAAGGAUUUCUUCUCGGUCAAGGGCCUUAUUGCCGUCCAUCUUCCCGAAUCUCCUCUCCCGCCCUUCCAACGCUCCUCCACCUCCGCGGAGUGGGAAGAACAGGCCCGCGUAUUCUUCCGGAUGAAGCUUUAUUCAGAAGCUAUGCGCGGCUUCACACGCGCCGGCAUGCUCCGCGAAUGUCGCGUCGCCGAAGCCUUCCUCCUACGCCAACAAGCCUCGCGGGUGAAUGCCCUCGACGCUCGCAGCAAGCAAGCCCGAGACACAGCAUACCGCAAAGCGGCUCACGCGUUCAUCAAGGCCGCAGAAGAUGCGCAGGAUGAUGUCGACCGGCACGACUAUCACCACACGGCCGCGUUCUGCUUCGUUGACGGUGGCGAUAGCCUCAGCGCGGCCGAGGAGUUCGAGGCUGCGGGCUCGUACGACGAGGCCGCAGUCCACUUCCGCAAGGCCGGCAGGUUUGAUCACGCAGUCCGCGUGGUCAGGUCCCAAGACGUGCCCGAAGACGUGCGAGAAGGCAUCCUCAGCGUCGCUCGCUUACAUUACAUCAAGGAGAACAAGACUGCACAAGAAGUCAGAGAGCUGUUCGACGACGACGACGAAGCAGUCGAAUACAUGGAUGACUACGACCUCAAUACUUCGAGUGCCGCCUUCCUCGAACAACGGGGCAGGUACCGCGAUGCGGCUGAGCGCUAUCUACUCGAAGGAGACAUUCUCAAGGCCAUCGAUCUCUUUCUCUUGGACGACCACGGCGCGCCAAGAGCGAUACAGACUGUGCUGGUAGGUCUUUGGGAGCACUUGCCGUUGCACGCGCCAGCGGAGGCAUUCGAGAACUCGGUAGUCAAGAAGCUGAUCGAACAUGCCGAACGGCUUGCUGGGACGCUCUCGGCAGAUGAUGUAGUAUCAGAGGAGCUGAGAAUGUUCACAACGAUUCGUCAGCCAGACGCUCGAUCGACGCUCGACAGAUUGAGCUCCGUCACCACAUUCCUCAGGACUCCGGGCAAGGAGCCCGCGGCUCUUCGAUUAUUCGACUACAUCUUCGCACAGAUGUUCUUCCCCAUCGAACAUGCCAUCGAGACGACGGGCCUACAGGAUGCAGAAGAAGACUGGGCAACGGUGUUCCGCUCAUUCCUGGAGUACACUCGCAUGCUUUUGCGACUGUCAUGCAAGCCAGGCGGCGAAUCAAGCAUUUGCACAAACCCGACGCUUCGGACCCUUUUUGCAUUCAAGCCGUGGCACUCCGGUGAAGAGCAAUAUGAAGUCUUGGCGUCUUCGUCCCUAUAUUCCUCGUGCAGAGAGUUUGUGCAGUCGGCCGAAGAUCAUAUCGUCGUAACUCCCUGGGUGCUGGAGGACCUUAUCAAGGAUAAACUGCGGACGAUCCUCAAGCGAAGAGUGCUUUCCCAGAAGGAGAUGGCUCACGCAUUACAAUCUCUGAAGCCAUGCGUGCAGUCGAUGGCCUCUGAUUUCUCAUGCGCGCGCCGUUCAACCUGUCGCAACAUCCACAUCAACAUUGAAGCUGCGGCAGCAAUUGCAACAUAUAACCGCAUCGUGCACAUCUACAUCCUGCAAAUCAUGAUAUUCCAUACUCUUUAUGCCACAGACAUAUCGUUUGCUACGCGCACAAGGCAGCAAAGGUAUGGACAAUCCAAUGACGUGGGCGACGGCAUGCGUAAUACUGUAAAGCUGACCUGA
Molecule: messenger RNA, 4779 nt
Organism: Epithele typhae
Lineage: Eukaryota; Fungi; Basidiomycota; Agaricomycetes; Polyporales; Epitheliaceae
Exons: 26
Coding region: 1-4779 (1592 amino acids)
Molecular function (GO): hydrolase activity; ATP binding
Source: RefSeq, a predicted model, not a curated record